GUUGACGGUCCCUUUAACAUGCGUUCAGGGCGAUGCUGAUCUUCUGAAAUGUUAAACCAAUGCCCUGGUGUCGUUUAGGGGGCUCCAUCUAGCAAUAACUACAAUAAUGACAAUGGUGGAUUCGGGACACCCUUUAUUUAUGACCAAGGGCGAGUCGUUAUAUAGGUGGGAAUCUCAGCCACAAGCAGUCACAUCUGGUUCAAGAACCCUCAUCACAGUCAUUGGUUGCGGAAAUGCCAUGGUUAACAGUGUCCCGCCAUUCUUUGUAUUUCCAGGGUUACGAAUUAAGUCGGAAUUAUUAGAUGGUGGUGGUCAUGGAGUUGAUGGUACAGUCACUGAGUCCAGGUGGAGUAAUAGUGCUGUGUUCAAAAGGUACCUAGAGCAUCACCUGCUAAAAUACUUACCUGAACGUUGUCUGGACAAUCCUGUUCUGAUUCUCUAUGGCCAUAAAUCUCACAUUAAUUUGGGGUUGAUUGAUUGGGCCAAGUCACAGAACAUAAUCCUGUUUAUUUUGCCCGCACACACGAGCCAUGUUUUGCAGCCUCUAGAUGUUGGUUGUUUUGGGUCAUUCGAAAGGAUCUACAGCUCUGUGUGUCACAAGUUCAUGCGCGACAACUGCGGGCAAAGUAUAACACGCUUCAAUGUGUGUGCACUUGGAAGCAAUGCAUAUUCACAAGCACUGUCACCAAAUAAUUUGCAGGCAUCCUUUCGCAAAACCGGCAUCUACCCAUAUGAUCCAAAUGCUAUAGAUCCCUCAGUAUUCAAGCCAUCAGAUGCCCUUCAACAAGAAACCAGUUCUCUUCAAUCAAUCAUCCAACCCUAAGAAACGGACGUCUCCCAAUUUUUCUGCAACAAAGAAUCAAACAUCACAUCCAAGAAACAAGCAACAAAAAAGAGGAAAUACCUAAGUUCAGUGGUCAGUGGAAAGCCAAUUACUGAGGAUAUAAUAAUUAAAAAAAAUUAGGAUCAUGAAGAUGGAAGGAAAAAAAAGACAAAGACCCAGAAGUUAAACGUACAACCUGGACCAUCUGGAACAGUUAAGGCAGUGUCACCUGUCCUUGCUACACCAGUAGAUGAAUCAUCAGAGGAUGAGGAUGAAACAGAGGUGUGCUGUGUAUGCAGCCUAUUCACUCCCAGUGCUGUACGGCAGAGUUCUUCACUGGUCUUUGUGAAAUGGGUGCAGUGUUCUGGGUGUGGACACUGGGUUCAUCUCAUUUAUUGUACGCAACUCAGGGUUGUAAGGAGAGGUGAUAUCUUCAUGUGUCCUCACUGUGUUGUUGAAGAGUAACUUGAACUUGUUGAAAACUUGUUUUAAUUUACAUGAAUACAAUUCAAAACCCUAACUGAUUCCAGAUCCAGAUUGCUUUAACAGUGAUACAAAUGUAAGUACAACAAUCCUGAGUAAAUGUUUCAUGCAUUCAGUCUCCACAGGAGUGAUGUUUACAUUGAAAUCAGGUAACCAAUCAGAUGCGUCGUUACCGGGCACUCUCUACAAGAUGGCCGCCGUUACAGUUCACUUAGCUCGUGUCGUUUAUCAGCAAAUUUUGGUUAAUAGCACAAUCAAUUGAAAUUAAAUUGUGUAAAUAAAAGGGACAUUUGAUAUUAAAUAACAAUAUUUAUAACCUAAUCCCUAUUUUGAGCAACAAAACUUUAACCGACUGCUUAGAUGCGUCGAAAGUGGGCACUCGAGGAUAUUGUAAAUUAAUGAAUCAAGACAUUUGAAAAAUUACUUUAAAGUGAGUUUUUAUAUAGAGUAUACAAGAUUUUUUAUACUUGAGGUAAUGAUUUUGUAAAAAACAACAACAACAACCUUUUCUUCGAUAUCACUUAAAAUAUUAUUGUUGAUAUUUAACUGGUGGAAUAUGUUUUUUUGUUAUAACAAGCUUUUGUUCAGACAGAAACUUCUUAAGAUAAAAUAAUAUUUUGAUGUAAUUUUCACACUCAAUAGAAAUGGUGUUUCAGCAGCUAACCAGACAUCAGACUGCGUGUCACAGGUUGUUACAUCAGGAUGAGUUUGUGUAUAUUUUGUAUUUUGUAUGUACCAAUAUAUUUUGAAGGAGUCGAAGAGGUACAGUAAUUUUCUAUCUUGAUGACUAAAAAACGUGCAUUUUAAGACAGAGCUUUACAUGACAAUGCCCGCUACAAUUCCGCUACAAUUCAAAAGUCAACAUGUUGUUUCCAUGAUAGGUUGUGUUUUGAAAUAGCAUUCUGAAAUACUUGUACCUUUUAAAAGAUGCAAAUGGGAAUGUUGUUUAUAGUAGUUGUUGUUGAAAUAAAUAUGAAUUGCUAUGAAUAGAAUAGUGAGAACUGUAUGUGCUUCUUUAGUAUGGUAUUGUUUAUAAUAAAUACCAGUUUAAUUUAUCAUAUAGUGUGUAUAGCCUCUACAUGAAAUGCUAAUUGUGUUGUUGUUUUGGUAACAUAAUUGCAUCUUGUUGUAAAUGAG
Molecule: messenger RNA, 2443 nt
Organism: Dreissena polymorpha
Lineage: Eukaryota; Metazoa; Mollusca; Bivalvia; Myida; Dreissenidae
Exons: 2
Coding region: 107-823 (238 amino acids)
Cellular component (GO): nucleus
Molecular function (GO): DNA binding
Source: RefSeq, a predicted model, not a curated record